UGUGGUGUCCAUUGCCUUAGAAUGUUUCCACAGAUGCAGAAGGCUUUGAGCUCUUCUCUCUGCUAUUUGCAUCCAACUCCUACUCCUGUUGUGUUACCUGCUCUGCUCACAACAUUCUCUUUGAUGUUGCCUGAUGCUUUCAUGUGAGCUCUUGAUUCAAGUUCUUUCCACAUGCGAUUUCUCUGCCUUCAGUGUUUUUUUUCAAAGAUAUCUGCACGGUUCAUAUAUUUCUUAGUUUUCCAGCUCAGAAGCUCCUAAUCGCACAUGAUACAAAGGCAGGUUUCUCUUCCACUUAGGACAACGUUGUCCUGAAUUAUUUUACCUGUUAGUUGUAACCACCACUUGAAACGUCAUUUAUUACUUUAUUAAUAUUCUAUUCCUCCCUGUGAGACACACACAUCUGAGACUCAGUCUUGUUAAGGUCAAACACACAUCACUACUUUUUGCUAUGCUUUCAACAACACUUGUCACAAUAUAAUUUGUAAAUUUUGUUGGGUCAAAAAAAAAGGUCUCAGGAAAUUUAUGGAGAAGAACAUUGCUUUGAAUAAUUGUUUUGAUUCAGAACAAGAAUUGCAAACAGUUUCAGACUCAUGGAAAACAUGGAACAUUCAGAUUCUCUGAAAUUUUCUGGUACCUAUUCAAGAAUGGUAGGGAAUGUAUAAUGAUUAAUGAGUGAAGUAUGUUGAAAAACACAGCAUUUCUUUCAAUUCUGUGAUCACUCCCUGUGCCUUUACAAUGCUCUUGUCUCUGUUCCAGCUGUUUUCACCAGACACAUGGAAGGAAGAAAUCAAACCCGUGUGACAGAAUUUAUCCUCUUGGGACUCUCAGAUGAGGGGGAGCUGCAGUCACUGCUCUUUUGGCCAUUCCUGUCUAUGUACCUGGUCACCUUCACUGGGAACCUGCUCAUGAUCCUGGCCAUUAUCACAGACUCCCGCCUCCACACACCCAUGUACUUCUUCCUCUCCAACCUGUGCUUUUCAGACAUCUGUUUCACCUCCACCACCAUUCCAAAGAUGCUGCUGAACAUCCAGAUGCAGAGCAAAGUGAUCUCCUACAAAGGUUGUCUCAGCCAGACGUACUUUUUCAUGCUUUUUGGAGUAUUAGACACCUUCCUCUUGACCGUGAUGGCCUAUGACCGGUUUGUGGCCAUCUGUCACCCACUGCACUACAUGGUCAUCAUGAAUCCCAAGUUCUGUGGCAUCCUGCUCUUGGGAUCCUGGGUAUUGAGUAUUUUUAACUCUCUAUUACUUGACUUACUGAUUUUGCGACUCUCUUUUUGCACAGAUCUGGAAAUCCUUCACUUUUUCUGUGAACUUAAUCAGCUGAUCCAACUUGCUUGCUCUGAUACCUUCCUCAAUGACCUGAUGAUCUAUCUCACAAGUGGAUUUCUGGGUGUUGUUCCACUCACUGGUAUCCUGUUCUCUUACUCUAGAAUUGUCACUUCCAUUUUGAGAAUUUCAUCAGUGAGGGGCAAGUAUAAAGCAUUUUCCACGUGUGGGUCUCACCUCUCAGUGGUCUCUUUGUUCUAUGGUACAAGCCUUGGGGUGUAUCUGAGUUCUGCUGCUGCACAAAACUCCAGGACAAGUGCCAUAGCCUCAGUCAUGUACACAGUGGUGGCACCCAUGCUGAACCCCUUCAUCUAUGGCCUGAAGAACAGAGACAUCAAGCAAGCCCUGGGAAAGCCCUUGAGCAGAGGGAUGUUCUCAGCAUAUAAGAUUCUUUGUUUCAGGAUAAAGACUUGAGUAACAGGGCUCCAAACCCUAGAAAACCUAGAUCAUGAUAUUUGUAUCAGUUCAUAGAUUGACAAACUGCAGUUUAUCUUUUUACAGUAUUUGAUUGAUAGAAGUUUUUCAUACAUUAUGAGCAACUAUUUCUUCUGUCAUUUUUAGUGUUUAUUUAUUUAUUUUGAGAAAGAGAGCAGGAAUGGGUGUGGAGGGACAGAGGGGUUGAAGGAAUAUCCCAAGCCACAUCUAUCCUAUCAGCACAGAGCCUGAAGUGGGGCUCAAUGCCACAAUUUGUAAGAUCUUGACCUGAACCAAAUCAAGAGUUGGACACUUAACUGACUGAGCCACCCACGCACCCCUGCCAUAAAAUAUUUAAUAAAGGAAAUUGGGUGCAUAUUAAAUGACAGGAACAGGCAAAGGAAUGAAGGUAUGCUGUUAUUCCUGCCAGGGGAAGGCAUCUACCCCCUUAGAUUAUCUGCUUUAGGAAAAAGGAAAUUUGUUAUACCCAAGUCAUACCAAGUAUGAAAGUUUAUGUUAACCACUCUAGGAAAAGGUCAUAUCUGGAAGUGGAAUCAACAUGAAAUUAACUCUAUAACAACUCAUAUUUAGUCUCCAAGAUCUAAUUUUCUUUAACACAGUUGAAAACAGAAGUUCAUUGAAGAUAAAAAUAGAAAUCACAACCCAUGAUUCUUCAAUUACUUUGUCACUGAUCUACGUGAUUCCCCUCGGCAGGCAUUACUGGCUUUCUUCUAAUGUUUUGAUAGGUGGGACCAUCCUCAGGAUAUAUUCCUUGUCAGUUCCUACCUUAAUAGUCCUCAUUUAUAGAUCAUAAAAGCAAGGUGGGUAUUCUGUCAGUGGCCAACUUUGUCAUUUCUAAAUAUGCAUCUCAGAAAGUGGGUAUGAAUAACAGAAUAAAUCUGUGGACUUGCCAUGGUCUUUGUGAGACAGAGUAAGUGAACUCCUUCAUUCACCACGCAACCUUUAUGCCACCACUUUGAUUGGGAAGCUGCAAUGGCAUUUUGCUUUAGUGUUAGAGCCAGAAUCCAGUUUUCAAAAAAAAAAAUGAUCUUAGUAUUUU
Messenger RNA from Felis catus (domestic cat), 2802 nucleotides. Its product is annotated as olfactory receptor 7A10-like. NCBI's taxonomy places the organism in Eukaryota, Metazoa, Chordata, Mammalia, Carnivora, Felidae. The record is from RefSeq and is a predicted model, not a curated record. Gene Ontology annotation, cellular component: membrane. Bases 774 to 1742 code for a protein of 322 amino acids. Gene Ontology annotation, molecular function: olfactory receptor activity; G protein-coupled receptor activity. Gene Ontology annotation, biological process: G protein-coupled receptor signaling pathway. The transcript has a single exon.